Messenger RNA from Gopherus flavomarginatus (Mexican gopher tortoise), 1418 nucleotides. It is a transcript of the gene CCDC136, whose product is annotated as coiled-coil domain containing 136. The record is from RefSeq and is a predicted model, not a curated record. Lineage: Eukaryota; Metazoa; Chordata; Testudines; Testudinidae. Gene Ontology annotation, biological process: single fertilization; acrosome assembly. The transcript is spliced from 9 exons. Gene Ontology annotation, cellular component: acrosomal membrane. Bases 40 to 1311 code for a protein of 423 amino acids.
CCCCGGCUCCGCGUCCGCACAGCGGCUCGGGGAGCGGCCAUGGCGCAGCAGCCGGGCCGGAGGCAGGAGUGGGCAGGUGCCGUGGAUGUCCCAGAUCCGGAGGAAGAAGAGGAGGAGGAUGUGGGGAACACGGCUUCCAUGGAAGAGGACGAGAAAGAGCUGGACCUGACGGACCAGGAGAUGGAAGACCUGAGGGCCCAGAUGCUGCAGCUGCUGGAGGAGCUGGAGGAGACGCGGGAGCUGGCAGUGAAACACGAGGACGACUCGCUGGAGCUACAGGGCUUGUUGGAGGACGAGCGACUGGCCAGCGCCCGGCAGGCCGAGAUCUUCACCAAACAGAUCCAGAGGCUUCAAGCUCAGAUGCGCACGCUGAAGGAUGAGUUCAGCUCCCUGCAGGAGACGAAGGCAUUGGAGCUGGAGCAGGUGGAGCGGGAGCUGCAGGAGGCCAACGAAGAGAUCCACGGCCUGCGGCUGGAGGCGGAGGAGGUGGCGGCCAUCCACGAGAACGAGAUCGCUGCCCUGCAGGAGCAGCUGUGCCGGCUGCGAGCCGAGCUGCAGCGCGUCCAGCAGGUCCGUGAGGCGUACGAGACGGAGAUCACCGCCCUGCGCGCCGAGAUCACGAUGAAGGGCAGUGGCCAGGCCCGGGCCGAGGGCCGUGCUGACGAGGUGGCUAUGCUCCAAGAGGAGCUGCUGGCCCUGCGGGAGCAGUACCGGGACCUGAUGGAGGAGUACCAGACCCUGCAAGAGAGCAACAAGAUCAUGGUGCACCAGCUGGAGAACCUGGAAGCCCAGAAGUACAGAUCCAGGAGCAGGUCAGAAGAGUCUCGCAAGUCGACGGAGUCAGACGUGACCCAUCCCCAGGUGCGCCGGACCCCCUCUCCCCAGCGCGCCAGCCCCCGCCUGAGCGGCAGCGUCUCCUUCAAGACGGUGGACGACACGAGAACCAUCAGCGCCCCCAGCCGCAAGAAGGAACCGCUGAGCCAGGCCGAGGAGUGCGACACCGAGCUGAGCCUGCGCUUCCAGCUGCAGAGUGAGGAGGAGAAGGUGCAUCUGACCCAGAGCAAGUGUGACAACAUGCAGACCGAGCUGCGGGAGCUGCAGCGGCAGUACCAGGCCAUCCAGCGGGAGCGCCAGCAGCUGCAGGAGGAGCUGAGGCUGUGCCGGGCGGAAAUCCAGAGACUCAAAGGCACCGUGCCCGCUGACGGGCGGAGCCGCCCCACCCCCGACGCCCCCGUGAUCUCCCUCCCCCUCAUAGGACUGGUUGUUAUAGUGGCUCUGCUCUGGUGCUGGUGGGCCGAGACCUCUUCCUAAUGCCGCUCAGGUCCCGGCCGGGGGGCUGAAGCCCAUCAUCCUCUUUGCAGUAGCUGCAGCCGUCUUGCUGCUGUACCCCUGCCUGAAGCGGUCCUGUGCCAGCGCCG